This is a messenger RNA of Pungitius pungitius (ninespine stickleback), 2037 nucleotides long. RefSeq names its product protein Tob1-like. Lineage: Eukaryota; Metazoa; Chordata; Actinopteri; Perciformes; Gasterosteidae. The transcript has 2 exons. Gene Ontology annotation, cellular component: nucleus; cytoplasm. Gene Ontology annotation, molecular function: transcription corepressor activity. Bases 423 to 1451 code for a protein of 342 amino acids. Gene Ontology annotation, biological process: regulation of gene expression. The record is from RefSeq and is a predicted model, not a curated record.
GCGAGAGUUUUAAAGGGCAGAGUUGUAAAAACUCCCAGGCUGUGGGGAGUUAGCUUACCAGCCUGUUAAUCCGAAUUCAACUUUACCCCACGGAAGCAUCGCCUGGAACAUUUUAAAGACGCAACGACGAAAUACGAACGACAUUUUGUAUCUCCUUUAGAAAGUAACGCUAGCGCCUGUACGAAGAAAAACGGAUCAGACCCUGAUUAUUGAAAGAAAAAGCUGUUGUGAAUUUCCAUGAUCUUUAACCUAACGCUGUUGCAGGACGGAUAUUAAUCUUGGCAACAAGCAGUGCUUUUUUUUUCUUCAUUAAUCUGAUCAUUGCUGCCAUAGUUUUUUUCUUUCUUUUUUUUUUCUUUUUUGCGAAGCUCUGAAAAAGCAACUCUGAAGGGAAGUAGAAUCUCCUCGCCUCUGAAGCAGCUAUGCAGCUUGAAAUUCAAGUAGCACUCAACUUUAUUAUUUCCUAUUUAUACAACAAACUCCCUCGACGACGCGUGAACAUCUUCGGCGAAGAACUAGAGAGGCAGCUGAAGAAAAAAUAUGAGGGCCACUGGUAUCCGGAUAAGCCAUACAAAGGUUCGGGGUUCAGGUGCAUCCACGUAGGGGAGAAGGUGGAUCCCGUGGUGGAGCAGGCUGCCAAAGAGAGCGGGCUGGACAUCGAGGACGUCCGGCAUAAUCUCCCUCAGGACCUUAGUGUGUGGAUCGACCCGUUCGAGGUGUCCUACCAGAUUGGGGAGAAGGGGCCGGUCAAGGUGCUCUACGUGGACGAUAACAACGAUAACGGGUCGGAGCUGGACAAGGAGAUCAAGAACAGCUUCAACCCCGAGGCCCAGGUCUUCAUGCCAAUCAGCGAGCCCGUCGGGGCGUCCUCAGAGUCCAGCUCCCCCUCGCCUCCCUUCGGGCAGUCUGCUGCCGUGAGCCCCUCCUUCAUGCCGCGCUCCACCCAGCCCCUAACCUUCACCACUGCCACCUUCGCUGCCACCAAAUUCGGCUCCACAAAGAUGAAGAGCAGCGGCCGCGGCGGCAACAACAACAACAACAACGCCGCCACCACCCCCAACAGUGGCGGUAGCAACAAGGUGGUCCGCACCUCCCCAACCAGUAAUUUGGGUCUGAAUGUCAACACCCUACUGAAGCAGAAAGCCAUCUCCACCUCCAUGCACUCGCUGUACGGGCUGGGCCUGGGGCAGCAGCAGCAGCAGAAGGCCUCCGCGCUCUCCCCCAACGCCAAGGAGUUUGUGUUCCCCAGCCUCCAGGGUCAGGCCAGCCCCGGAGCCGUGUUCCCCGGGGAGGGCUCCCUGGGUCUCGGCCCGGCGCCGUACAACAAUGCCUUUGACGUGUUCGCCGCCUACGGAAGCCUCAACGACAAGUCCCUCAUGGAUGGCCUCAACUUCAGCCUGAGCAACAUGCAGUAUUCUAACCAGCAAUUCCAGCCGGUCAUGGCUAACUAAACUCGUCAUAGCGAUGUUAUUUAUGAAUGAUGGUGGCUCAAAGAGAAGGAAAAACAAAACGCACAGAUAGGGAAAACUGGACUUUCAAGAAUAUAGCGUCUAAUCAGUCAAGCGCAUGUGCCCAAGGGUGUUUUACUGUGCCCCUUGAGUUUGUUUUGACUAAAGGCUUGUACAAACACAUCCAGGCGUGGUUACUUCAAUCCAACAUGCAUUGUUUUUCUUUCUUUUUUGCCAACCGAGCACAACAUUUUUUUACCAUGUUGAAAAUACUCAAAACGUAAAAUAUAUAAAAAUACAAGCUUCACGUUUUGGCCUCUUACAGUAUUUUACAGGUGGUAAGACAAGGCUGAUUUUAUGGAUUGGCACGACUAAGUGGGGUAUCUGUCUUUUUCUAAUUGUAUAAUUUAAUUUAGUACAGAGUUUGUAAGAUAUCAGAGUAUAUAUUGUUUCUAUGACAUGGUGUUGCAUUUAUAUCUUUUUACUACUCCAGUGAUCUGUGAUGGCUGCAGCAGCUUUUUCUUUUUUAAAAAGGUAAUUGUUAAAGAAACUCAUCUUUAAAAAAAUAAAUGAAUACAUUGAAUAUUCU